Messenger RNA from Cladocopium goreaui, 321 nucleotides. The record is from the annotation of a GenBank genome assembly. Lineage: Eukaryota; Dinophyceae; Suessiales; Symbiodiniaceae.
AUGGAGGACAUCGAAGCGGGCCAGGUCCAAAUCCAUCCGAGCCGCCAACCAAUUUACAAGAAAAAGCUCAGCAAUGCAAUGAACAACGUGCAGCGCAUGCUACUUCUCAAAGGAGGACAAGCAGCAAAGCUGCAAGAAGAAGUUGAGUCAAGCUUCAUUGCUUUGCAUGCGACUCAGAAAGGUUUGUUCAGUACCCAGAAGGAAUUGUCGGACGCCAAGGCAGUGAUUGCGGAGCAGCGCGGUGAGAUCUCGAACCUGAAGCGCGCAAUCCAGACUUUGGAGAACCAGAUCCUCUCUGAUGCCGACAUGACUUCGGACUGA